This is a messenger RNA of Owenia fusiformis, 1380 nucleotides long. NCBI's taxonomy places the organism in Eukaryota, Metazoa, Annelida, Polychaeta, Sabellida, Oweniidae. The record is from the annotation of a GenBank genome assembly.
AACAAAAAUACUGCUGCUACAUGCAUUUUCAGGAUUUUUGGAACUGUGGACGUUUUAAAACGAUUCGGGGUCGAUGGAAGAAUCAACAGUCGAUACGAGAACCGACCAAAGAUGCUAAAUACGAUUUCUAGCGCUUAUUAUCAUGGAAUCGUCACCACGUCAGUCACAUAUGGACGGGCACUGCAAAAACACAUAAAAUGCAGUUGUUCCAUGUCUACUGGACCCAAGGAUGAGAUGAAGUACAAACCAACAGUUAAAAUACCACCAGAGAGGAAAAAAGGUGGACCAACCAAAUUACCUAUUGCGGGGGUGAAUCAAGUAAUCGUAGUGGCUUCCGGGAAAGGAGGUGUUGGUAAAUCAACAACAGCAGUGAAUCUUGCACUUGGCAUUAAGGCAAAUGAUCCAAAUAAGAAUGUUGGCCUAUUAGAUGCAGAUAUAUAUGGACCUUCUCUACCUCGUAUGAUGAAUCUUAAAGGCCCAGUUGCAGCCAAUGAAAAAAAAAUAAUGAUGCCUUUGGUUAACUAUGGGAUCAAGUGUAUGUCUAUGGGUUUUAUGGUAGAUGAAAAUGAUCCUAUUGUGUGGAGAGGUCUUAUGGUUAUGUCCGCUAUACAGCAGUUUACUAAACAGGUUGAGUGGGGUCCCCUUGAUUACUUAGUGGUUGAUAUGCCUCCAGGUACUGGUGAUGCACAGUUAACCAUGUCCCAAACUAUACCUGUAGAUGGUGCAGUGAUUGUAACUACUCCUCAAGAUAUUGCAUUGUUAGAUGCUCGGAGGGGAACAGAAAUGUUCCGUAAAGUUAACAUACCAGUAUUGGGGGUAGUUCAGAACAUGAGUAUGUUUGAAUGCCCGAAAUGUGGUCAUAUGGAACAUAUAUUUGGUGCUGAAGGUGCUAGGCGAUUAUCAUUUGAGAUGGGAAUUGAAUUUUUAGGUGAUGUACCAUUAAACAGUGCCAUACGGGAGACAUCAGAUGAUGGCAAACCAAUAGUCAUCUCAAAGCCAGAUUCGCCACAGGCAAAGGUGUAUAGAGACAUUGCUAAACAUGUACUAAGAGUACUACCCCUUUAUAAAGGACUAGUAGCCAAAGUGACUUGAUUUCUCUAAGAAUUAUAGGAUGUGAUUUUAAUUUAUUAUUGUUGCAUGUGAUGCAAUAGGAAAACAAAAAAUAAAAUGUAGUGCAAUGAUUUAUUUGUUUGUCUUUAUUGAUUCAAUGAGCAAUAUUGGCACACAGUAAUCUUCCGAAUCCCAAAGGCUUUAAAAUUGAAGGAAAGGAAUCUCUUGGAAACAAAAAAAUGGAAAGAUCCACAACUUGAUGUUAGAAGAAAAGAGUACAUUGUACUUUCUGAAAGCAUACUCCUUAAUUGGACAUUUAACACAUAAAUU